Messenger RNA from Caenorhabditis sp. 36 PRJEB53466, 1416 nucleotides. Lineage: Eukaryota; Metazoa; Nematoda; Chromadorea; Rhabditida; Rhabditidae. The record is from the annotation of a GenBank genome assembly.
AUGCAAAGAUUCUCUCCCGUUUUUCUGAGAAGGUCUGCUUGCCGACGCCUUCUGAAAACUUCUUGGAACUUUCAGAUCGAUCCAUUCAACCGCCGCCGCGAACAGCUUCAAAUACGCGAAUCUGGUGGUCGAGAAGAGCAGCAAAAAGCAGCGGAUUCCCAGUGAUGUCGGUGAACUUGGUCCCAGUAGUUCAGUGGAUCUUUUCAGCCCGUCAAACUUGGUUUCGGCCGCUACUUCUCCGACCACAUGAUCGACAUCGAUUGGGAUGUGAAGCACGGAUGGUUCGACCCGAGGAUCCGUCAAUUCCAGGACUUUUCCAUUCAUCCAGCCGCCAAAGUUCUUCAUUACGCGCAGGAAGUGUUCGAGGGCCUCAAGGCCUAUUACGGCGUUGAUGGCAAGGUAUUUCUUGGCUUUGUGCUGAGUGCAGCCGAGCGCGUUUGCAUUGCUCAGAUGUUGUAGAUCCGUGUGUUCCGCCCUGAGCUCAAUAUGGAACGAAUGAGGCGAUCGGCGCGAAGAGCCACGUUGCCGGACUUUGACACGAAAGAAGCACUCCUUCUGAUGGACGAGCUCAUCCGAAUGGAUUCACACCUGGUCCCUCGGUCCGAGCACGCCUCCCUCUACAUCCGUCCGAUGUUCUUCGCGACGGAACCGAGCAUCGGAGUGGCCGAGAGUCUGCAGGCCAAGUGGGCGUGCUUCACCACCGUCACCGGCAGCUACUUCAACUACGAGAAGGGCAUCCGUCUGCUCGCCGAUCCCGAAUACGUCCGCUCGUGGAAGGGCGGUGUCGGGCAGUACAAGAUGGGGUGCAACUACGCGCCGACGAUCGCCAUCGGAAAGUGAGCAGCUCAGAAAAUUUGGAACUGCGAAAAACCCCUGCAUUUUCUGUCCAGAAUGGCGGCGCUCCACGAGUGUGAUCAGGUGAUGUGGCUGUCCGGAGAGGAUCGUCAAGUCACUGAAGCGGGCGCGAUGAAUCUGUUCGUCCUGUGGACCAACGAGGAAAACGAAUUGGAGCUGAUCACUCCGCCCACAGAUUCGGGCCUCCUUCUGCCCGGAAUCACGCGCCAAUCGGUGCUCGAAUUGACGAGGGAAUGGAAUCUGAUGAAGGUGUCCGAGCGGGAAUUCACGAUGGAUGAGCUGUCCCGGGCGGUUCGCGAGAAGCGCGUCUACGAGUUCUUUGUGGCGGGCACCGCGGCGAACGUAGGCCCGGUGGCCGAGAUUGUGCACAUGGACAAGGAGAAGGAGAUUCAGGAGAAGCUGCCCAUCCCCACCAUUCAGAGCAAGUAUCAGCUGUACAAGAAGUGAGUGGGACGACAAGGGACCGAAAUAAAAACGGAUUUCAGGCUUCACACUACUCUCUCGGACAUUCAUUACGGAAAGAUCGAGAAGAAGGAGUGGCAGCGUAUUGUGGAAGUUUGA